AUGGCCGAACUCUCCUCCAACUGGAAAAAACUCCAGGCGCGGCUGAAAGCCGAAGGAACGACCAAGGCCCAAGGGAAGCGAAAGGUCACAGACCAAACAACACCUCACUCAAAAAGGUUGAAGAUUUCGGAAACCACCAGACGCACAGCGAACCCGACCAGUCAAGCUCAGCAUCGGAACCGCAACACAAAACCAACUAUGGGCGGCGUGCACAGUUCCAGGGUGGAACCCGUCCCCCGACAUGGGCCAUCACCCUCUCUAGCGCUUUGGGCUGAGGAUAACGACAUAUCUACGGAAGCUUUGGCAGAGGCGUACGAGCUGGGUGCCCAAAAGGACAACUCAAUGAUGCUGGCCUCCGCAAAAGACAAAGUGAACCACGGCCUCUCUGAAGGUGUCGACAUCGGGAAAUACGUCGCCAUGGAUUGCGAAAUGGUCGGGGUUGGACCGGGCGGCCAUGAAUCAUCACUGGCUCGUGUCAGUCUGGUGGAUUUCCACGGACAGCAAGUUUACGACUCGUACGUAAAACAGAGGGAACGGGUCACAGACUGGAGGACAGCUGUGAGUGGGAUUUCGCAGAAGGAAAUGAGAUUUGCGAGGGACUUUGACGAAGUUCAGCAUGCGGUCUUCGGCAUCAUCAGAGACCGCGUCCUGAUAGGGCAUGACAUCAAGCACGACUUGGAAGCCUUGAAAUUAAGUCAUCCCCCGAAAGAUGUCCGGGACACAGCCAGGUACCACGGGUUCAAGAAGUACGGGCACGGCCGGAAACCGGCUCUAAGAACGCUUGCUCGAGAAAUUCUAGCAGUCGAGAUCCAAGAAGGGCCACAUUCUAGCAUCGAGGACGCCAGGGUCACCAUGUUGCUGUUCAGGAAGCACAAACCCGGGUUCGACGUUGAUCACGCCAACCGGUAUGCGCCAAAGCCAGCAAUGAACAUCCACAAGGGUUCUAGCAGAAAGCCGAAAAAAUCGAAGAGUCGCAUUCCAUGA
Molecule: messenger RNA, 984 nt
Organism: Purpureocillium lilacinum
Lineage: Eukaryota; Fungi; Ascomycota; Sordariomycetes; Hypocreales; Ophiocordycipitaceae
Source: RefSeq, a predicted model, not a curated record